AAUAUAAUUAUCUUGGUUAGAUCUAUUAUAAACUAGAUCAAUUUAGGUUUUCUGAUUAUUUUAAAAGCAAUACUUUUAGUAUUGUAAAUCAGCUUAUUUUCUCGUAAUGACGGAGAUUCAUUAGCUUGGUAAUUAGAACAGCAUUGUGACAACCCAUUUACACCAUCAUUUACAACACAAAUUAAGAACUUUAAAGAGAAUUAAUCUUACAAAAGCUUUGAUGCCAUUUUCAUUAGAUAAGUAGCAUUUAUUAAUAUAGGUCGUGUCAUCAAAGUAAAAUCUUUUAAACAUGUUUCCCGGCCAGGAUUUAUCUAAUACGAUAAUAUUUUCUAGUUUCAGAUCCAAUGGGACCAGGAUAUAAGACUGAUGAUUGUUAUUUCUAUUACAACUCAAUCUGCUCCAAGGGAUAUGAUUGCCCUUACAGACACGAAGCGGCGGCAAGGGGAUCCGACGUGACAUGCUACUAUUGGCAGACCGUUGGAUGCACCCGACCUAACUGUUCAUUCAGACAUUCGGAGUUGUCCAACCCUGCUCAGGGUGCUUAUAGACAUACGGAGCUAUCCAACCCAGCUCAGGGUGAGAGGAGUAGUAAGCAAUGUUUCUGGGAACUGCAAUCAAUGGGCUGCCAGAAAACUCAGUGUCCCUUCAUGCAUGUUAAACCAAGGCAUCACCAGAUACAGACUGAAGGUGUGAAGCACCCUGAUUGUGGAAGCAUAAUUGUAAAUAAGAAGAAACUAGAAGAUCUGCAGCAGAUACUACCUGUUCAUGUUGUACCCUCAGAAACUGCAGAGAAGAAUAAACCUAGGAGGGUUGUUGUACCACCAGGAACUGGAGGGUUGGCUAGGAGAGCUGUAACCGGAGGGAUAAAGAAACGGUUGGGAGUACUAGGCCUGGUAAAGAAUAGACUUGGAUCUAAAGGAGAAGAGAUAAACAAUACUAGAGAAUCCUCUCCGGAUUUAGGGGAGGAGAGCUUGGAAGAGAUAGAAUUGAGGAAUACCGCGAUUAAAACCAUUGAUCUUAGAAACAGAUUAGAUACCAAGGAAUCCGUCCGAUCUCCCUCUCCGAAAAUAAAUUUUCGUCCGGCUGUGAUAAAGAUGAAAAAGUCCAAGAAGUCCAGGAAGGAAAGCACAAAGCACGAGGAAAAGACCAAGAAAAAGAAGAGAAAUGAAAUGUUGAGAAUCAGCGAAAAUGAAGAAUUUUUAAAAUUUACAGAGAAGGACGUUGUGAGCUCUAGGUUUAUCAGAACUCGUCCUGAACUAGAUCUUCCAUCUGCCAGUGAUUACUCAGACCUAGAUACACCCCAUGGAUCUCCAGAUCCUGAGCUUAUCUCGGUUAUAAGUCGAACCAACGGUAUGCAUGCCGAUACUAGGAUCUUCAGUAAGAGUGCCAAAGCAAGGCUGGGAAAACGUAAGGCAGAUACAAGUGUUGACAGUUUGACCAAGUCAAAGAUUCUCCAGGUACCACGAACAACUGAGAAGGGUUUAGAUGUGCAGAGGGUAGAGAGGAGACCAGUAUCCUAUGCUGCCAGAGUAUUCGGAGGACUAGUAUCUUCAAAGAAGUUGGAGAAUGAAAGUGAACCUGUUGAAACCAAAACUAUCCGUCUAGUCGAUAAGGACGAGGAAUCCUCAACUGAAGAUCUCCUUCCAGCCAAAUCUAUCUCAGUUAGCCCGGGGAAAGUUUCGAAAAAAGAGAAAAAUAGGGAAAAGUCGAAACUGAGAAAGCGGUCAAUUUCUCAGGAGUCGGAAAACAACCCAAGCCCAAAAAAGAGAAAGAAAGAGAAGAAGCCCAAGAAAGAAAAGAAAGCAGAGAGAAAAGGGAAAUCUGAGAAGGGUGAGAAGAAGAUGAAGAAAAGUAAAGAAGGGAAGAAGAGAAGGAUUAGUAGGGAUAGCAGUAAAUCUCCAAGUCCACCACCUGGAGUUCAUCGAGCACUAUCCUCAGAUAAAUUAAGACCAGAGGACAAUAAAGUGAAGGCUGAUGAGGCUGAGUUGGAGGAAGAAACGAAGGCUGAAAACACUGCAGGGAGGGGAGAAGAGGAUAUCAUGAAACAAUUCGAGGAUUUUAUAAAUGAAUAAAUCUUAGUACCACACUUCCUGAUCCUAGUCGGAAUAUGAAGGAUCAUUAAACUGUUAAGUUGUUUCACAUGCAUAGCAAUGCCAAUGUUCAGGGCAUUGUUUAAAUUUAAUCAAAGUGCACAAAGCACUAUUAGUCCAAAGUUCAUUUGUGCCUUGUGAAGAAAUAUAUCUUGCUUAACAACCCAUGUAAACAUUUGUAAAGCUUAGUAUUCAAUUUUUAUGUGUCACAUUUAUCAUUGAAAUGGAGACCGCUGACCAGUGGAAUCCUGUGAAAAAGAAA
Messenger RNA from Eurytemora carolleeae, 2352 nucleotides. Its product is annotated as zinc finger CCCH domain-containing protein 11A. Gene Ontology annotation, molecular function: metal ion binding. The transcript has 14 exons. Lineage: Eukaryota; Metazoa; Arthropoda; Copepoda; Calanoida; Temoridae. The record is from RefSeq and is a predicted model, not a curated record. Bases 345 to 2072 code for a protein of 575 amino acids.